Molecule: messenger RNA, 1080 nt
Organism: Letharia lupina
Lineage: Eukaryota; Fungi; Ascomycota; Lecanoromycetes; Lecanorales; Parmeliaceae
Exons: 2
Coding region: 1-1080 (359 amino acids)
Source: RefSeq, a predicted model, not a curated record
AUGAGAGCUGCCAUCCGAAGCCGUGCCUUUCAAUCUCCCACGCAGCAGCGAUGGGUCACUUCCUCACCUACAGUCUCCGUCUCGGGCACGACUACCCCCUUGCCAGCCAAUGCCCUUAACCAGAAACCCAAGUCGCCUUUCUACUUCGACACCGGAUAUUCUCUCUUCGCCAAACGCCCCUCUCGGCCAUUCCCUCCACCUUUCUUCUCUCCGCCUUCGGGAUCCUUUUCAGACCCGUUGAGCACGCACAACCGAAGCAGAGAUAGGAGAACAUACGUGAAUGGAGAAUUCAUAAGGGGUAUCACCAACGGAGAUGACGCUGUUCUUGUAGGAGAGAACUUUAUAGGGGCAAACGAUGGGGUUGGGGCUUGGGCUGCGAGGGAAAAGGGUCAUGCUGCGCUCUGGUCCAGAUUAAUCCUCCAUUUCUGGGCUCUGGAGGCAGAACGGGAUGCUUCUGUCACAGACGCUGCUGCUACGUCUUCGGAGCCUGAGCCGGUCGAAUAUCUACAGAAAGCAUAUGAGCAGACAAUAGCAGCGACUUCGUCACCAAAUGAGUGGAAUGGUACUACAACUGCCUGUGCCGCUCUUCUUCACUACAGUACCAACGAACCCAGAAUACCACUCCUUUAUGUAACGAAUUUAGGAGACUCCCAGUGUCUAGUUAUGCGCCCUAAAGAUCAGAGCCUUAUCUACAAAACUAGCGAGCAAUGGCACUGGUUCGACUGCCCACGGCAACUGGGUACCAACAGUCCAGAUACGCCCAUUGCUAACGCUGUUAUGGACAAGGUAACCAUCGAAGAGAACGACGUGGUGCUCGCCAUGUCUGAUGGUGUCGUUGACAAUCUCUGGGAACAUGAGGUUCUCGCGAAUGUCGUUGACAGCAUACGAAAAUGGGAGUCUGGAGCAGGCGGGGAGGCUUCCGGAGACAGAGCAGGUGGUGCUGCUGGUGGUAUGCUCUUUGUAGCGGAAGAGCUCAUGAAAGCUGCUCGGAUCGUCGCCGAAGACCCUUAUGCUGAAAGCCCCUUCAUGGAAAGAGCAGUGGAAGAAGGUUUAGCUAUGGAAGGAGGUAAAAACCACUAA